Zingiber officinale is the source of this 1016-nucleotide messenger RNA. RefSeq lists its product as uncharacterized. NCBI's taxonomy places the organism in Eukaryota, Viridiplantae, Streptophyta, Magnoliopsida, Zingiberales, Zingiberaceae. The record is from RefSeq and is a predicted model, not a curated record. The coding region runs from base 118 to 981 and encodes 287 amino acids. Gene Ontology annotation, molecular function: protein binding. The transcript is spliced from 2 exons.
GUGCUGAGUGCCUUGGCUCUUCCCCUACGGUUCAUCCGCCUCUCUAGGCCCUCUAAUAGAACACUAAAACCCCGUCGCGGCCUCUGCGCCGCUGUCCGACUGAGUGUGUCGGUUCCAAUGUCACCGCGAUUUCGCCGGCUGUUUCCGCUGCGCUUGUUUGUGCGAACCCUAUUCCCUUCGCAGGCCCCUCAGACCCAUCCCGAUCCCUUCUACCUCUUCUCCUCCCCCUCCCCGCACGCUCCCUCUGUCCCUUCUCCGUGCAACCUCGUCCGCGCUCUCUCUUCUCAGGUUACCGGACGUUCCGACACCAGCAGAAGGAGCCGAACCCCUCGCGUUCCAGGCGUCGAGCCUUCAGCAAUUUCCCACCUCAUUGCGUCGAUCGCAGGCGGUUCGGAUGAUUUGGAAUCGCAAUUACACCUGCUGAAUCUGACCCCUUCCCACGCCCUGGUUCUGGAGGUUCUCCGCGCGUCGAACGAUCGUGCUGUCUCGGCGUUGCGCUUCUUCCGCUGGGUUUUGGCUUCUCACCCUGACUUUCGUCCUAAUUCUGAGGCUUAUAAUCAGAUGGUAUGCAAUCUCGGUCUCGUUGAUGAUUACGACAGCAUGCAUUGUAUGUUAGUCCAGCUCUCCUCCAUGGGGCAUUCUCUAACCGAAGAGGCUUUCUCCUUCCUGUCGCGUCGAGGCACUGUUGGUGUUAAAGAGUCUGCCAAAAGAAUCGCAGAGCUUCUAAAUAAAGUUGGGGGAUCUUGUCGAGGGACGGGAAUCUUUUCCUUGAUUAAGUUUCUCUGUUCCAUGAAUGCCUUUGAUACGGCUAUUUUCGUUAUGUCAGAGACAGCCAGAAGGACUAGUUAUUACAAUGUGCUCAUUGCUGCAAAAUGCAGGAGACGUGAUUUUGAAGGUGCUCGAGGUUUGUUUGAUGAAAUGCGCAGGUAUGAUAAAGUUGCAAUGUCAUUUAUACUAAAGGCGAGCAUUCUCUUCUUAUAGAAUCUUCAAGUGAUGCUACUUGAGAGAUGGAAGUG